Molecule: messenger RNA, 1654 nt
Organism: Anguilla rostrata (American eel)
Lineage: Eukaryota; Metazoa; Chordata; Actinopteri; Anguilliformes; Anguillidae
Gene: cutc
Product: cutC copper transporter homolog (E. coli)
Exons: 9
Coding region: 484-1239 (251 amino acids)
Molecular function (GO): copper ion binding
Source: RefSeq, a predicted model, not a curated record
UUGGUUCGUUGCACAGACGUCACUGAAAUAUAAAUAUAAACUUUUUUAUAUGUCCCUGCGUUCUACCUAAGUGUUUUUUUCGGUCAGGAGUUACUCGCUGAAUAUCUGAUAUUUCUUCCUAUUUAAAUGGAGGAAACAAACGCUUGAAUAUCUUGGUCAAAGACUAAAACUGUGCCAUGCCAUAAUUUAUAGCCGCAAGCUAAAUGCGAAUUAGCUAGCUUGUUGAUGAUCUGUGUUUAACUUUAAUGACAGCACGGAUAUCCUGAAGAGGUUCAGAAGCCGGGGACGACCGCCCCAGAGUUAAUCACUAUUACGAUUGGCUAUUGAGGUAACUGAGAACAAAUCGGAUGUCAGCGAAGGAAGGGUGAGAGGUUGGAGGACUGCAAGAGUUCUAAAAAGUUGACAGGUAAUCAGGGCAGUGGAAACUUCGAAUGCUGCAAAUUUACGUUUUUAGCAAAAAGUAUCGAGAGACAUCUAAGACGGAUGUCAGAAGGCUUCCUUAUGGAAGUGUGUGUGGAUUCAGUGGAGUCGGCCAUUAACGCCGAAAGGGGAGGUGCAGGCCGCAUUGAACUGUGCUCCAGCCUCCAAGAGGGAGGGAUCACACCCAGCAUUGGCCUCCUGAAGGUGGUGAAGCAGUACACCAGGAUACCGGUCUACGCCAUGAUCCGCCCCCGCGGGGGGGACUUCCUGUAUUCUGACCACGAGGUGGAGGUGAUGAGGAUGGACAUGGAGCUGAUGAAGAGCAGCGGAGCGGACGGGCUGGUCCUGGGGGCUCUGACUGAGGACGGACAGAUCGAUGCCGAGCUCUGCAUGGAGCUUUUGGCUGCAUGUCGACCCUUGCCAGUCACAUUUCACAGAGCCUUCGACAUGGUGCGGGACCCCUGUGCUGCGCUGGAGGUGCUGGUGUCCCUGGGGUUCGAGAGGGUGCUGACCAGCGGCUGCGACAGCACUGCUUUGGAGGGCCUCCCGGUCAUCAAGCGAUUGGUGGAGCAGGCCAAAGGAAGAAUUAUCAUCACGCCUGGAGGGGGAAUCAGCGAGCGGAAUCUGCAGAGGAUUCUGGAAGGCUCGGGGGCCCAGGAGUUCCACUGCUCCGCACGUUCCAGCAGGGAAUCGGCCAUGAAAUUCCGGAACCUGAACGUAAGCAUGGGCGCGUCCGUCUCUGUGCCGGAGUACUCCUCCAAGGUGGCCGACGUCACCAAGGUGCGCACCCUGAACGCCAUCGCCAAGAACACCCUGUAGGAGAGGCUGGGCCACUCCACCGCAUGCCCCUGGAGGAACAGGUUCCUCUGUCCACAAGGGGGUGCCAGAGUGGACGAGUGCUAGGCUAACACUGCUCCUACACAGAGGUGAAAAAGACCAGCGUGUGGCAGAGCACAUGGACGGUGUGCAAACCAACUGAAAUGUACCUCGCAAAAUUGUGAUCAAAACGUUUACAGGAUGGAAGACAUUGCCAAAGGACUGCUUUGUAGUUUAGGCCUGCUGAAUAGGGAUGAAAUCAGCUGAGCCCAGAUUUUUGACUUGAAGGGGUGUCAUGGAAACCUUAUUUGUUUUGCUUUUUUUAAUUUUCUGCAACAAUCCCCUUGAUCAUCUCUACAGUGUGCGAUUGUACAAAUUAUGUUCCAUAAGAUUCAAUUAAACUAUCGUUUUUAUUUGA